AUGCUUUUGCAGACGGCACAAUAUGGAACUGGUCAGACUCCUAAUUAUGACAGUGGUCCAGCGCCAGAAUCCAAUCAUCCAGUUGACAAAGAACUUGGGACAGAGAACGGUGGCCAGCUGUUCCCCAUCUCCAGUGAGCAGAAAGCUUAUGUACAAAAGUACAUUGUGAAGAAUUAUUUCUACUAUUACCUAUUCAGAUUUUCAGCUGCUUUGGGUCAAGAAGUGUUCUACAUCACAUUUCUUCCGUUCACUCACUGGAAUAUUGAUCCUUAUUUAUCCAGAAGACUGGUCAUCAUAUGGGUUCUGGUGAUGUACAUUGGCCAGGUGGCCAAGGAUAUCCUGAAGUGGCCCCGCCCCUUCUCCCCUCCGGUGGUGAAACUGGAGAAGAGAGUGAUUGCUGAGUUUGGAAUGCCAUCUACCCAUGCCAUGGCGGCCACCGCCAUUUCCUUCACACUCCUCCUCUCCACGAUGGACAGAUACCAGUAUCCCUUCGCUCUGGGGCUGGUGAUGGCUGUGACGUUCUCCACAUUGGUAUCUCUCAGCAGGCUCUACACGGGGAUGCACACAGUCCUGGAUGUGCUGGGCGGCAUCCUGAUCACCGCGGUCCUCAUCGUCCUCACCUACCCCGCCUGGACCCUCAUCGACCGCCUGGACUCGUCUGAGUACUACAGCCCCACCAGGGCGGACACCACCACCAUCAUGGCCGCCGGGGCUGGGGUGACGAUCGGGUUCUGGAUCAACCAUUUUUUCCAGCUCAUGGCCGAGCCCACGGAGGCUCUGCCCGCCAUCCAGCACAUCCCCCCACUCACCGCUGGCCUGUUGGUUCUGGGUCUGACCAAAUUUAUGGUGGGGAUUGUGUUGGUCCUCCUGGUUCGUCAGGUUGUACAGAAUCUCUCGCUGCAAGUCUUAUACUCCUGGUUCAAGGUGGUCACCAGGAACAAGGAGGCCCGGCGGAGGCUGGAAAUCGAAGUGCCUUACAAGUUUGUCACCUACACGUCGGUUGGCAUCUGUGCCACCACCGUUGUGCCCAUGCUGCACAGGUUUCUGGGAUUGCUCUGAGCCUCAGGCACUUGGAGAUUAGCCCAUUGGACAAGAGCCAAGAUGUAGGAAAGCUGUUGGGUGGACAAGUCUUGAAAACACAUUUUAUUUUGAAAAAAAACCCUUUAAGUCAUAUGUCUGUUUUUCUGAUACCCAUGCUAAAUGCCAGUGCUGUGUGAAAGGGAAGCUGUCUUGUAGGAGCCUCUAGUCUGGAAGGGUCAUGCCAGACUAAACCCACUAUCAGGUUCUUUGAAGGUCCCCACCCUGUCUGCUAGCUGGGACUCUAGACCAAGUCAGGGGCUGGCAGAAAUAGUGGGCGAUUUAGGAACAACCACAGGCCCCACUGGGCUCUGGAGAGAUGGUAGGUCUGGCGACUGGAGGUGGAGCGUUCCUCCCAGUUAUGACCCGGCCCAGCAGCGAGUCUCACUUCCCAACUGGGAUCUUUGGUCCGGGAGGCACCUUGUGGAAGGGCAUUCCUUAGGGUGACUUUAUUGUCAGAAUGAUCAAAUCGGGCUGCCCGCUUGGGUGGUAAGAGCGCUGCAGACCUCACUGUGAUGCCCUGAAGGGUGGACACAGAGCUGUGAGGUCCUAGGCAAGGGCCUGCUCCCCUCACGCGUCCCCAUCUUUGUAGGCGUGAAUAUUGAGACAGGGAUCUGCUCCUCCUCGUCUGUACAUUUUGCGGGAUUCCAGGUGCCAUCACUGCACUCCUGACCCAAGGAAGCAGCUGGCUGCUCCCACCGCUCCAGGCAGGAGGGCUUAACCUUCAUUAAAGCAGGCAUAGCUGGGCUUCUCCGAGGGUCCUGCUCUCUCCUGCUUCAGAGUGACUGGGGAUGUGCACUCUGGCCAUCCGCAGCUUUUUUUGCUUCUUACAAACUUUUAUCGACAUGUAAAGGUGGACCAGUGGAGGGACAGAGAACAUACUCCUCCCAGGAGCCUGACAGGAGGGGCUCACCCUCAGGACAUUGCCUCAUCCUGACAUGGCUCCUCCAUUUCUGUUACUUUCUGUGAGUCUGUAUUUCUCAUCUACUAAAUAGAAUCAGGGCCUCCCUUUCCAUCUUCCCGCCUCUUAUCUCUUGGCAAUUUUAAGGGUAAUUAAUGCAAAAAUAACGUCAGCCUCUUUUGGGAAAACAAGCCAACCAAACACAACAGCCUUCACACCGAGGGUAUGUCCUCAGGGGACCAGGAAAGUGACCAUUACGCAAGCACCACGGGCUCUCUCGCAGGGCUCCUCUCCAUUUGUUAGGAGUAAGGAACAAGUAGCCACAAUUUUCUCAAAAAUGAGUACACCUGUAGUUAACGAAGUUUGUUUUGCGCUCCAGUGCCUGGGCCAUGGAAGCAGUGUCUUAGGAUCCCAACAAGCUUCGCUGUGCUCACUCUGUGGGGACAAUGAGCCUGUGGAAAGUUAUGCUUCGCACCUCCAAAUCCAGCAUGAAAACAGAAGCCUCCUUCGUCCCUCUCUCCAAUAGGUCCCCUGGCCUCAUUGCUAGAAUGACCUUCUGUAUUUGACUUGCUGCUCCAGUGUCCUGAGAAUAAUUUUUAGUAAAACAUCCUGUUUUUCCUUCA
Myotis davidii is the source of this 2601-nucleotide messenger RNA. It is a transcript of the gene SGPP2, whose product is annotated as sphingosine-1-phosphate phosphatase 2. Bases 1 to 1059 code for a protein of 352 amino acids. The record is from RefSeq and is a predicted model, not a curated record. Gene Ontology annotation, cellular component: endoplasmic reticulum membrane. NCBI's taxonomy places the organism in Eukaryota, Metazoa, Chordata, Mammalia, Chiroptera, Vespertilionidae. Gene Ontology annotation, molecular function: sphingosine-1-phosphate phosphatase activity. Gene Ontology annotation, biological process: sphingosine metabolic process; phospholipid dephosphorylation. The transcript is spliced from 6 exons.